CUACAUAUACCUACUUUGUAAGGGCAGCUGCAGUAACUACAUAGGCCUACUAAAGGUCAAAAGAAAACAAUGUGAUUUGGAACUCAGCCAGUGUUUGAGGAGUCACUGCAGGUCUAUCUGAUGCCUGUAGAGGACACUGUGGUUCUCACUGUAGAUGUCUCCUCCCAUGCCGACCGGCUCCAGUCUCCAGACAGCGUCUCAUCGCGUCUCCGGCAUCAACUUCCAACGCUAAUGUCACAGAAAGUGGCACAAACGGAUAUUUGCGUGCUAUAAUUCGCUGCGGGUGAAUUAAAGGCAGCGCAGCCUGAUUUGGGCCAGCGGAUCUGCCUCUAUGUAUCCCGGUGUGUAGCCUAAUCGGUCAUGGAUCUGGUUUUCAUAACAACUUUGCCGUCCUAGACCGGUUAGAAGAAUCUCUGUUUAUUAGGACAACAAUUAAGAGGACAUGGACAGGGCGGAUGCGAGCCAGCUGUCCGACGAGGACCUGCUGAUGCUGGGGAAGGAGGAUCUGAUUCAGAGGCUGAGGCGGCUGGAGAGCCGCAACAUGGACCUGAUGCUGGAGCACGGGAACAUGAUGAAGGACGUGAACCGGAGCCUGCAGGUCCACCUCCGCGAGAUCCGGAGCCUGAAGGAUGUCAACCAGAGACUGCAGGACGAUAACCAAGAGCUCCGGGAGCUGUGCUGCUUCCUGGACGAUGACCGGCAGAAGGGGAGGAAGGUGUCCCGGGAGUGGCAGCGGUUCGGCCGCCACACGGCCAGCGUCCUGGUGAAAGAUGUCGCUCUGUACCAGCAGAGGCUGACCGAGCUGGAGAGCAGUCAGGAGGCGCUGCGGACGGAGAACAUGGAGCUGAAGGAAAUGGUCCUCAUGCUGGAUGAGGACAGGAGCGGAGCCGGCUCCCGGAGCUCCAUCGACAGCCAGUCCAGCCUGAGCAACCUGAACUGCCCUGUGCCAGUUCGGGACGUCGGGGAUGGGAGCAGCACAUCCAGCACUGGGAGCGCCGGCAGUCCCGACCACCACAACCACAACCACAACCACUUACACAAAGCAUCUGAGGGAAAGAUAGCAUCUCUGAGGAGGUCUGUGGACUUCCAGAGUGGAGAUGGGCUCAGUGAUGAAUUAGCCAACUAUGUCAGACAGCUGGAGAACAAGAUGAAAAUGCUGGAAGAUGAAAACAACCAGCUGCUGUCUCAGACGAACGGAGGGGAAGUAGAGACACUGAGGAAGGGUUUGUCUUUUUAUCAUUCGGAAACCCAGCUCUCACAAUUCCAGGACAACAUGAACAACGGCGAUGCUCAAACCUCCAGCAGUGAGCCCUUCUCCACAGAGCUCUACCUCCCCCCCCGGCUGAAACCAGAAGCUAUAGUCCACGCAAUGAAGGUGCUGGACGUCCAUGAGAAGCUGGACAGGCAGUGCUCACAGGAAUAUGACGACGAUCUUAAUGAUAAAGAGAAGGCCAUUGUCAGAGAGAUGUGUAACGUGGUUUGGAGAAAGCUGGGUGAUGCUGCAGGAUCCAAGCCUUCAAUCCAACAGCAGCUUUUAGGCAACCAGUUUAAAGGGCCUUUAUAGUUGUCAGACACCAAGUGAAGCCACAAAUGGUUCCAACAAUCCUACAUUACUAGCUUGAACUGGAAACUUUUCAGCAGCGUGUUUGAAACUGAGUCAAAACGG
This is a messenger RNA of Sander lucioperca (pikeperch), 1666 nucleotides long. Its product is annotated as coiled-coil domain-containing protein 85C-A-like. Lineage: Eukaryota; Metazoa; Chordata; Actinopteri; Perciformes; Percidae. The record is from RefSeq and is a predicted model, not a curated record. Gene Ontology annotation, cellular component: apical junction complex. Bases 443 to 1564 code for a protein of 373 amino acids. The transcript has 6 exons.